GUGAACUCAGCUGCAGUGAAGAUGGCGAGAGGUUCCCGGUGUUUGAGAAGAGCGGUAGCGGAAUGUAUUAAACACUUACCGUUUACGGCUAGUCGAGAAACACCGGGAAGGAAUGGAGUCAGAUACCUGUCAUCUUGUGGGAUUCUGAUGACCAGGGUGCCUCCACUCUUGAGAACCGUAUCCAGUCAUGCUGCACUCACUCCAGCCAGAAGCUUCUUCAACCUUGCCGAUUCCUUUAACAAGAAAAAAGAGUAUUCUGAGAGGCGCAUCAUUGGGUACUCCAUGCAGGAGAUGUAUGAAGUAGUUGCUAAGGUUGAGGACUAUGUUCAUUUCGUGCCCUGGUGCAAGCGCUCAGAUGUGGUGUUCAGACGCUCCGGGUUCUGUAAAGCCAAGCUAUCUGUGGGGUUUCCUCCUGUGUUGGAACACUACACGUCACUAGUUACAACAGUGCGCCCACAUCUGGUAAAGGCCUCAUGCUCAGACGGUAAACUCUUCAAUCACCUGGAGACAACGUGGCGGUUCAGUCCUGGUCUUCCUGGCUACCCUCGUACAUGCACCCUGGACUUUGCUAUAUCUUUUGAAUUCCGCUCCCUACUGCAUUCUCAGCUGGCCACAGUGUUCUUUGAUGAAGUGGUGAAGCAGAUGGUGUCAGCAUUCGAACGGAGGGCAGGCACACUGUACGGGCCAGAGACACAGAUCCCACGGGAGCUGAUGUUCCAUGAGGUCCACCACACGUAGCACCCUUUCACAAUAAGGGGCUGGCAGUGCGGAAAGGGAAUCAUGAAAGGGGUUGCUUCUGUAGAUACAGUGCCUGGUCCAAACAAAACAUUUGGCUUUAUAUUUUAUCUUAGGUUAUUUCUUUUGCGGCUGGAAUGAUCUUUUUCAGGGCUUGACUGUGUUUGGUGAGCCCUGCCUAUCUGCCUCAUUUAUACUCCAUCUAUUAAUGUUGUGAAAGUGCUGUUGAGCUAUACUGUUUAAUACCAGUUGGAAUAUGUGAAUAGUCUGUCAAAACCCGGUGAACAGAGGAUGGACCUGGGAAUCAUUUUUUUGACACAUUAGGAUUCCUGUUGCAAUUAGUCAGGCUUAUUUUUCUGAAGCUGCUAAAGUGAUGUCUGGAUGACCAUGUAAAUAUUUGGUGUGUGUUUGUUCGUAAAUAAACACACACAAACAGUUUGAGUGGAGAAUGCUGGAUGGUCCAGUAAAGGUGGUGUUUUCACCUCACCUGUAAACACCACCUGUUUUUUAACAGCUCAGUAUGUUCAUAAUUGUUUUAAAGAGACCUGCACGGCUAGCGUAGAGAGGGCAAGAUGUAUAUACAUGUUAAAUGAGUAGCCUGACCUGUCCAAUAAAGGCUGCAUGUAAAACCAGCAAACAAGCAGAAAUCCCUCUAUAUCACCGCUAGUAGCUUUCAUUUGCACAAGUGCUCUGAAAAACUGAAAACAAGACACUUAUGCUCAGUCUAAGAAAGGUGCAUUGAGUUUGCUAUACCUUCUCUAAUUGCUGUCUGUUCAUUGAUAAACACGUAAAGGACAUCCUACAGCGAUUUCAGUUGGCAUCCAAAUCAUUUAAACAAUGUGUUUUAUUAUGUUGGCGUGCAAUAUAUUUGUAAAGAUAGAUUUUAACACCAGUCCUCCUGGGUAGCAGAAGCUUCUGAAUGGCUUAAGCUUUGUCUGAAAGAAAAAUUCACUUUUUUUUUUCUUUUUAAAGACUGCCACCUUAGACCUUAAGGAUUCCAGUGCACCGCACAAGCCUGUGUGCCUUUUAAACUAGCACAUGACAUAUUAUUUAUCAUUACCUUCAAAAAUAUAUUCGUUGACUAUGUACAAGAUAUUUAUUUUGGCUAUGGGAAAACCACAUGUACAGAACUAAUGUUAGAACACAGACUAAUCUACAUUGUACAAUAUAGAACUCUUUUUUUUUUUUUCAGUAGGAUUCUAUUUUAAUAGUAUUGAUUGGGGUGUUUAAUGAGUGUUGUGGUGAGUAUAUAUCCUGCCUGCAUGGUUUAUAAACUUAUUUUAUAUUUAAAA
Trichomycterus rosablanca is the source of this 2027-nucleotide messenger RNA. It is a transcript of the gene coq10b, whose product is annotated as coenzyme Q10B. Bases 22 to 738 code for a protein of 238 amino acids. Gene Ontology annotation, biological process: ubiquinone biosynthetic process; cellular respiration. The record is from RefSeq and is a predicted model, not a curated record. Gene Ontology annotation, molecular function: ubiquinone binding. The transcript is spliced from 5 exons. Lineage: Eukaryota; Metazoa; Chordata; Actinopteri; Siluriformes; Trichomycteridae. Gene Ontology annotation, cellular component: mitochondrion.